CGGCGCCGUGGGACGGGGACUGUGGUCGGAGUCCGGGCCUGACAGGCGAUGCCUGGUUAACGUCAGGCGCCGUCCGCCAGCACCAGGCCCCUCCCUCCGGCCAUCCCCGCCCGCGGCGCACGGAACCAGGCAGCGCCGCCCUCUCUCCCUCCCUCCCUCCCUCCCUCCUCGCCGAGCCAGCGCCGUGUCUGCCGCCUGCCACAGCCCGCCCGCCCGCCCGCCAGUGCCCAGGCCGCUGCCAUGUUCCGCCGGAUCCUGCAGAGGACAUCCCUUGCUUCCACGGGUUCUGAUGCAGAUACCUCAGUAACGGCAGCACCGGCUGUAGAAGUCAACAAUGAAGGUGGUUCUGAGGGGUUCAUCUGUCCCAUCUGUAUGCAAUCGUUUCUAACGCCAACUCAGCUGUUUGAGCAUGACCAGAACGAGCACACUGUGGCAGACAGGGCGAUACAGGAGCAACUUAAUCCAGAAGCGGCCAUUAGUGGUUUUAUUUGCCCGCUGUGUAUGAAGUCCCAUGCUUCAGCAGAGGAGCUCUUCAAACACUACGAGGUGUUUCAUGACCCAGGCAAUGAUUCUGGUCCCAGGGAGGAACAAACAAGUUUGAGAAGGGAUGAUGCGUUCCAUCAGCAAGAGCUACAAGACCUUAAGGCCUCCUUAAAGGAAGAACGCUGGUUCUCAGAGGAGCUGAAGAAAGAACUGGACAAAGUGCAAGGACAGCUGAAGCAAGCAUCCCAGUCGGCUGGAGCAACGUCUCCGAUUCCCCCAGAGAUUUCACACCUGCAGAGCCGAUUGGAAGACUCACAGGCAGAGAACAUGAAAAUCACACAGAUGAAAGACUUGCUCGAGCAGAAAGCUGCCACGUUUGCAGCGGAAUUAGUCGAUAUGAAAGCAAAAUUUGAUGACGAGAAAACCCACCGGGACCAUGCAGAGAUGACUCUGAAAUCUUUAAAGGAGGAGCUGGAAAAGGAGAAGGGCAUGGCUGAAGAACUCCAAAGUGAACUGCUGCAGCGGCCUGGAAUUGAGGAUGUGACGGUUCUGAAGAAGGAACUGGUGCAAGUCCAGACCCUGAUGGAUAAGAUGAGCCUGGAAAAAGAGAAACGAUCGGAUAACCUGAAGGAUGAAAAUGAGCGACUGAAGGUGGAGUUUGGGGCAGCAGAGGCCUCCAUGGUGGAGUUGAAGGCGGAGCAUGCCAAAAUUCUUCAGGAAAACGCCAGGCGUUGUGAGGAGAUUCAGACGAUCCAGAAGGAGUGUGACACAAUGAAGAAGCAAAACCAGAAACUCUCUGAAAAUCUAUCCAAGAAAGGAGUUGGAUUGCAGGAGCUGCAAGAUCGUCUGAACGACGAGGUGCUGAGUAAGAAGGGUUUGCAGACCUCGCUGCAGGAGAAGGAGCUGGAUCUCAAGCAGGUGCAGAUGAAGCUAUCGUCCGCCGAGGUCCUGAUGCACAGAGCGCACUCGGAGCUGAGCCAGAGCAGCGAUUCUGGCAACAAGCUGAAGGUAGAGCUGUCUGACAUGGAGAACAAGUAUCACCAACUCCGGGCUGAGUUCAAACAGACCCAGCAGCAGAGAGAGGAGAAGGAGCAGCAGGGUGGUCAACUGCAGAGCGAGAUCAAUCAGCUCCACGCAAAGCUUCUGGAUACGGAGCGGCAGCUUGGGGAGGUACAGGGCCGGUUGAAAGAGCAGAGGCAACUGUCCGGCGAGAAGUUGAAGGACAAGGAACAGCAAGUGGCUGACCUGCAGCUCAAACUCUCUCGCACCGAGGAGCAGGUGAAAGAGAGUGCAGCUGCCCUGACUGAAGUCCAACAUCAGCUGGACAAAGUAAAGCAACAGCACCAGGAGAUGCAGACUGGCCAGCAGAACACCACUUCCCAGCUGCGGGAAACACAGAAUGAUCUGGAGCAAGUGCUUCGGCAGAUCGGGGAUAAAGAUCAGAAGAUCCAGAAUCUGGAGGCUCUGCUGCAGAAGAGCAAGGAUAGUAUUGUCCACCUGGAAACCGAGCGGGAGGACCUGUUCGUCAAAAUCCAAGAUGGCAAGGGUGAUAUGGCUGUCCUGAACCAACUCCAGGAGAAGAACCAUGCUUUGCAAGAUCAGGUUGCCCAGUUAACAGAGAAGCUGAAAAAUCAAACGGAGAGCCAUAACCAAGCACAGGAGAACUUGCACAAGCAAAUGCAAGAGCAGAAAUCCCACCUGCACGUUGCUGAGGACCGGGCGCGCUCGCUCGAAACCACCAUCGGUGAACUUACCACUCAGCUCAGUGACACCAAGGAGAAGAUGAUCCAACUUGACCUGCAGGUGAAAGGGAAAACGGAGCUACUGCUGUCUGCAGAAGCGUCCAAAACCACACAGCGAGCUGACUUGGAAAACCACUUGGAAACCGCCAAGCACGCCCUGCAGGAUAAAGAGCAGGAGCUGACCAAGGCCAAGGCUCUGUUGGAUGAAGUUGUAUCAAAACUUCAUGAGAAAUCGGAGCACUGCAGUCAACUGGACACCAACCUGAGAGAAUUCAAGGAAAAGCAGCUCCAAUCUGAGCAGAGAAUGGAAGAGCUGGAAUCUCAGAUUAAGAAGUUGGAGUGUGACGUUGCGAAGAGUGAGGAGCGAGCCCAAGUGGACCAGAAGCAGCUCCACAAACAGCAGAAGGCCCAGGACAGCCAGAUCAAAGAACUCAACCUGCAGCUCGAGGCAGAGCGGAAAGUUCUCAGUGGCGUAAAGCAGGAACUGGAGGCCAAAUCGGAUGCCCUGGGCAAGGUUGGGCAGCAGUUACUGGAGUACAAGAGUGAGAAGGAGCGGCUGGCAGUGGACGUGAAGCACCGGUCCGACAGCGAGAGCAGGAUGCAGGGGGAGCUGGCGGCACUCAGUCUGCAGAAGCAAGCUUUGUCCCAGGAGCUGGCCGACACCAAGAAGCGUCUCUCCAAGGCCCUGGAGGAGGCGCGAGCAGAACUGGAGAGAGAUCGGCAUCAGAUGAGAACCACUGCUGGCGAGAAGGAAAGAUUGCACGAGCAAGUCAAACAGGAGCUGCAGAGGAAUCUUGAGAAUGCAACCAAUGAGGUGAACGAGCUGAAGACCUUGGUGCAGCAACAAGAGCAGAUGAAGAAGAGCACGGACGGACUGGCUGCCCGGCUGCAGGGCCAGCUGAGCGAGCGGCAGACAGCCGAGCAGCAGCUCCAGGCCAAGGUGAAGGAGUCGCUGGAGAGCCGGGAGCAGCAGAGAGACCAGUACGAGGCCCAGCUGAAAGACUUGACAAAGGAGCUUUCACAGAAGGCCGCCGCACUACCCAAACUGCAGCAGGAGGUGGCAGCACUGAGCGAGCAGCUGGCUGCCAAUAAAGGGACCCUGUCUGAGCUGCAGAAGGAAUAUCAGGGGGCUCAGACCAGCCUGGCGAAGCUGCAGUCAGAUAUGUAUGGCAAAGAGUCAGAACUCUCUUCAACCAGACACGACUUGAAGGCAAAGGAGGAGAAGUUGAUGCUGGCCGAAGAGGAGCUGGUGAGCAGCAGGAACCAGGCAGGUAGCAGCCAGCAGACGGUGCAGGAGCUGAAGCAAGCCAAAGCCUCGCUGGAGACCACCUUGGCCAACAGUGAUGCGGAGAGAAAGGAGGCAAAGAGCCGACUGCUGCAGAUGGAGAAAGAAAAGGGCUUUAAAGAAGAGGAAUUAGCAAAAGAGAAAGUGCGAAUAGAGGAGCUGCAAGGAGUCAGGACAUCCCUGGAGCAGCAGGUGAACAGAUCUAAGGAGGAGGCACGCAACAAGAAACAAGGCUACGACAAGGAGUUGUCGGCGCUGAGGGAGGCCAAGCAGCUGCUGAUCCAGCAGAAGCUGGAGCUUCAGGCCAAGGCGGACAGCACCAGGUCCAUACUGGAGCAGGAGAAAACCAGCCACCAGCUCACCAAGGCCAAGGUCGACGAGGCCCAGCAGAAUAUGAAGAAGCACCAAGCAGACUCGGACGCCAAACUGCAGCUGGAGGUGAAGGAGAGGGCCGGGCAGCGCAAGACGCACGAGGAGGCCGAGCUGAAGCUGAGCAUGCAGAUCACGGCGCUGAACGAGAACGUGGCCACUCUGAAGAAGGAGUGGCAGAGCAGCCAGCGGCGGGUGAGCGAGCUGGAGAAGCAGACGGACGACCUGCGCGGCGAGAUCGCCGUCCUGGAAGCCACCGUGCAGCACAACCAGGAGGAGAGGAGAGCCCUGCUGGAGAGGUGCCUCAGCAGCGAAGGGGAGAUGGAGAAGCUGCAGGGGAAGGUGAUGGACCUGAGGCGGAAGCUGGAUGACACGACAGCAGCCAUGCAGGAGCUGGGCCGAGAGAAUCAGGCACUGCAGAUUAAGCACACGCAAGCACUGAAUAGGAAGUGGACUGACGAUACUGACGUGUUGAAUUGUAUGUCCUGUGGAAAAGGGUUCUCAGUCACCAUAAGAAAGCACCACUGCAGAAACUGCGGGAACAUUUUCUGUGCCGAAUGCUCUGGCCAGAAUGCCUUAACCCCCUCGUCGAAGAAGCCUGUGCGAGUGUGCAACACGUGUUUCGGCGAGCUGCAGGGAUGAGCGGCCGGCAGACGGCGAGCCUGCAACCCCCUCCUCUCCCUCCUUCCCCUUGUGUCCGCGCUGGCUUUUUGUAUCCCCAACCAAGGAUGCGUGUGGAAGGUGUGGGCGCGGCCGCUGGAUGCUGCACGAAGGUCGGGAACCGUCCGCACCCACCCGGUCACGGUUCAGACAUUGGUGGGGUCCACACCUCUUGUAGAUUUAACGGGGGGUGGGCCUUCCUCUAACGGGGGAAAGUUGAUCAUCCAGGUUCAGGAAUAACCCAAUGAUUUUACCAGAAACCACACAAACAGACCGUGGCCGUAAAUAUAGUGAGAUUCUGCGUUGCACUGAGAUCUGGCGUAAAAACAUUUUGAAAGCGAGGGUUACCUUGUGGGCCCUCAUCAAGCUUUGGGCAAUGUACCUGCUUUAUGACUUCCCACUGGGUUCCUCUGGAAGCUGGUGAUGAUGAGAAACCCUCGGCUGCUGCCAUUGUGCGGGCGGGCGGGGGGAGGUGAUAUCUAGCAAAUGUUAACUGUUCUCCCCCUGGAGCUUUUUAUGGAGUGAUUGGAGCUGGGUGUUUGCUUACUAGUUUCUCUGUACACCUGAUGUCGAUCAGUUGUGACUAGUUCCAGUUCUGUCUCUAUCGGUUCUGUCCGUGAUCCAUCCGUUCCAUGUACUUGAGUGAUGGGGAAAGUGGCCAUUUUGUUUCUACUGCUCACCGCGGUCCUGUUGUGCCUCGGGACGGGUUGUAAGGUGAACCCGUGCAGCUCCGUCUCGCAUUUCACUUCACGGGCUGCUGGGGUGGGCUUCUUGGUGCCUCCGACUUCCUGGGUGGUCUGUGGCUAAACGUUAACAGCCAGCUCCUGCUCUCGGCAGUCAGUGUGGCCUCCUACAGGAGCACCCCGCUGCUGCUGAGCCACCCCUCACUCCCUCCUCCCUCCCGCCCGCCCGCACUCGAACCCUCCUCUUCAACACACACUGCCACCAUUCACAUGUCCAAUCCUUGUCUUUGCGUUACAGUAUUAAACUCUGCCUGAAACCGGAACAUCCACUGCUUUCCCUGGGAUUUUCCUCUUGAAAGUGAGGCAAGACCCAAAUGCUGAAUAUUUUAAAAGACCAUUUCCAAAAGUGGUGGGGUUAACUCAGCAGCAUCUCUCGAGAUGGACACAAAAUGCUGGAGUAGCUUAGAGGGAAGGCAGCAUCUCUGGAGGGAAGGAAUGGGUGGCGUUUCGGGUCGAGAUGUCACCCAUUCCUCCUCUCCAGAGAUGCUGCCUGUUCCGCUGAGCUACCUGUGUCUAUCUUCAGUGUAAACCAGCACCUGCAGUUCCUUCCAAAGCAUCUCCAGAGAACGUGGGUGGGUGACAUUUCCGGUCGGGACCCUUUUUCAAAUUCUGACCCAAAACGCCACCUAUCUAUGUUUUCAAGCAAUCCUGCCUGACCAGCUGAGUUCCUCACAACACUUUUGCGUCUUUUCUUGUAACCCAGCAUCUGCAGUUCCUUGUUUCUCCAUUUUACUGACUAUUUAAUAACAUUAUCCAAAUGCUGCCUGCUUUAUAGUUCCCACACCUCAAUCAUAUAUUAGUAUGCACGGUUACAUAAUAUUUCUUUUCCUUGUACAAACACAUUCGCACCCGCAACCCCAUUGCCAACCAUUUAAAAGGGGCGUUAUUUUAACGGGUGCUCCUUGCCAAAUAUAAACCUCUGCUAAAUUCACAAGAUUCAGCCACGGGAGGAGUUGCGGUUCACAAAUGUGGCACCAAUUCUGGUCCAGUUCUCCCUGCCCUCUUACACAACUCUUCUGUUAAUAGCGGAGUAAGCUUGAGAGAGAUGUCAUCACACCGACACUGGAUGGGCGAAAGGACAAGGUGCUGGCAGUCUUGAGUUUCCAUGCCUGUAUGACUCGCCUCACACAAACUAGUUGCUUCAUGGCUUGUUGUUUUAAACGAAAUGAUGUGAAUAAUAGGCAACUGUGUACAAAAAUUGUAUUAACUUCCGUACUAUCAUGUGAACCUGUGUAUAGAUAAUUUGAAGGUUUAAUUCUCACUACUGGAUGAAGAUCAUGUACAACUGUUUAUAGUACAACUGUUAAUUUGAACGGUGCCACCACAAUUACAUUUAUUGUUUAGUAAAA
Messenger RNA from Leucoraja erinaceus (little skate), 6631 nucleotides. It is a transcript of the gene eea1, whose product is annotated as early endosome antigen 1. Bases 241 to 4521 code for a protein of 1426 amino acids. The transcript has 31 exons. The record is from RefSeq and is a predicted model, not a curated record. Lineage: Eukaryota; Metazoa; Chordata; Chondrichthyes; Rajiformes; Rajidae. Gene Ontology annotation, cellular component: early endosome. Gene Ontology annotation, molecular function: 1-phosphatidylinositol binding; metal ion binding. Gene Ontology annotation, biological process: endocytosis.